Messenger RNA from Erinaceus europaeus (western European hedgehog), 1985 nucleotides. It is a transcript of the gene FDFT1, whose product is annotated as farnesyl-diphosphate farnesyltransferase 1. Gene Ontology annotation, biological process: farnesyl diphosphate metabolic process; cholesterol biosynthetic process. Gene Ontology annotation, molecular function: squalene synthase [NAD(P)H] activity. The record is from RefSeq and is a predicted model, not a curated record. NCBI's taxonomy places the organism in Eukaryota, Metazoa, Chordata, Mammalia, Eulipotyphla, Erinaceidae. The coding region runs from base 129 to 1526 and encodes 465 amino acids. The transcript has 7 exons. Gene Ontology annotation, cellular component: endoplasmic reticulum membrane.
GUUGAUGACCCCUGGGCUCUGGGCGCAGAGGCUGCUAGGAGAAGGGAGGGCCCAGGCCUGCCCGCAGUGGCUGCUUGUUUUCUCUGCAUGGUCUAUGGAGAGAACAUUUGCGUAUCUCCGCCAGUGCCAUGGCAGUGGCCGCUGGCAGCCCCAAGGCCAUGUCCCUGUUCCAGCGGACUUUUGUGCGGAGCCCUGCCACGGCACCCCGGUGCCCAGCCACUCCCUCACGUGGAGCCCCUCUGCUCCCAGGGCAAGGACUGACAGGGGGGAGACGGUGUCUGCGACAGGUUGUAGGGCAGCAGGCUUGGCCACCCCCAGCUCAGGGCUGCUGCUCCACAUGUUCCACUCCUCCGGGUCUUCUCUGCCCACAGGCCGAGCUUAGCAGCAGUCUGAAAACCUGCUACCAGUACCUGAAUCAGACCAGCCGCAGCUUCUCAGCUGUCAUUGAAGCUCUGGACGGGGAUAUUCGGCAUGCAGUGUGUAUAUUUUAUCUGGUUCUCCGAGCUCUGGACACAGUGGAAGAUGACAUGACCAUUAGUGUGGAUAAAAAGAUCCCUCUCUUGCACAGCUUCCAUUCUUACCUUUAUGAACCAGAGUGGCGGUACCUGGAGAGCAAGGAAAAGGAUCGACAAGUUCUGGAGGACUUCCCAACGAUCUCCCUUGAGUUUCGCAAUCUGGCAGAACGAUAUCAAACAGUCAUUGCUGAUAUUUGUCGACAAAUGGGAUUUGGAAUGGCAGAGUUCUUGGAUAAGCAAGUGACAUCUGUACGGGAGUGGGACAAGUAUUGCCACUAUGUUGCUGGACUGGUAGGAAUUGGCCUCUCCCGUCUCUUUGCAGCCUCAAACUUAGAAGACCCCAUAGUUGGUCAAGAUUCAGAACUGGCCAACUCAAUGGGCCUUUUUUUGCAGAAAACAAAUAUUAUACGUGAUUAUCUAGAAGACCAGCAAGAAGGAAGAGAAUUUUGGCCUCAAGAGGUUUGGAGCAAGUAUGUUAAGAAGUUGGGUGAUUUUACUAAGCCCGAGAAUAUUGAUUUGGCUGUGCAGUGCCUGAAUGAACUGAUCACCAAUGCGCUCCAGCACAUUCCAGAUGUCAUUACCUACCUCUCAAGACUGAGGAACCAGAGUGUGUUCAACUUCUGUGCUAUCCCACAGGUCAUGGCCAUUGCCACUUUGGCUGCCUGUUAUAACAACCAACAGGUGUUUCGAGGGGUUGUGAAGAUUCGAAAGGGACAGGCCGUUACCCUGAUGAUGGAUGCCACCAAUAUGCCAGCUGUUAAAGCUAUCAUACACCAGUACAUGGAGGAGAUCUAUCAUAGAAUCCCCAACUCCGACCCAUCUGUUAGUAAAACACGGAAGAUCAUUAGCACUGUGCGGACACAGAACCUGUCCACCUGCCAGCUAGCCUCCCGGAGCCACUACUCCCCUAUCUACCUGACAUUUGUCAUGCUGCUGGCAGCCCUGAGCUGGCAGUACCUGAGCACACUGUCACAAGUCACAGAAGACAUUGUUCAGAGUGGAGAGCACUAACUGGAUGGUGUGGAAGUCACAUUCUUGCAAAUAGACUGACCUUUUCUCCUGAAUGAACGCAAUUCCUUUUCCCUCUGGUUCUAAUUCCCAGAAGAAUUCUGUGAACCUGGAUCUUUAGAAACUACCCUGUGACCAAGAAAGAAGUGGUCACCCCGGCUACAGCAACCUGGUACUUGGUGACUUCAGGGAGAGGGCUGCAAGUUAAAAGACAUUUGUAUGUGAAUCCACAAGAGAAAUUCCUUGGUGUAUAUCCUAGCAAUGUAAUGAAUUUGAAGCAAUCAUUAAUACCUAUUGCAGUAGAAAACGAAGUAAAAUUUCAUUUUUUUUCAGUUUAUUUUUCUCUCAUCUGUUUUCUUUCAUUAUUUGGGAUAUAACAGUGGAAAUGGUUACAGUUCUAGGUGGCUUUGCUUUAUUUCUUAAAGAAAACUUAGUUUUAAUAAAGAAGCAAGAUUGAUCACC